Apis florea (little honeybee) is the source of this 1028-nucleotide messenger RNA. Its product is annotated as PTS system beta-glucoside-specific EIIBCA component-like. NCBI's taxonomy places the organism in Eukaryota, Metazoa, Arthropoda, Insecta, Hymenoptera, Apidae. The record is from RefSeq and is a predicted model, not a curated record.
UUUUAAGUGGUGGGCAAUGCCAAGUAGUUAUCGGCCCAAAUGUAACAGAUUUUUAUGAUGUCAUUCAGCAGGAAUUAAAAGUCCAAGAACCAAGUAAUGAAAACGAAGAAAAUAAGAAAGAAAAGUUUUCUUUAACGAAGGUAAUUUCGGGCGCCUUUUUGCCAUUGAUUUCAAUCAUGGCAGGUGCCGGCAUGGUAAAAGCUUUAUUAACGGUAUUAGCCACAUUGCACUGGCUGUCACCUACAAGAGUAACUUUAUCUAAACAAUUUAAGGCUGAUCCAUUUGUCGGCGGAGCAUUGGGUGCAGCUUUAUUGGAACCCAAUUUUACCAGCUUGAUUGGUAAACAUGGGUUAAAACUGUUGGGACUAGGACUAGAACCAAUCGAUUAUUCGAUGACGGUUUUUCCUAUUUUUGUAAUUAUUGCGGUUUAUGUCUUACUUGAUAAACUGCUUAAAAAAACCCGGCAAUUACAAUUGUUUUUGAAUCCAAUGAUUUGUUUAUUAUUAUUGGUUCCAGCAACAGUUUUAGUAUUUGGUCCAUUCGGUACCAAUGUUGGUAAUUGGAUUUCAGCAGCAAUUAUGUGGCUAUUUGGGAAGAGUCGCUUGAUAGCAGGUCUUGUUUUAGGUGCCGCCUAUCCGUUUUUGACAGUUUUGGGAUUACAUUGGGGUUUUACACCGAUAACGUUACAAAACCUAAAAAGUGUUGGUGGAGAUGUCGUUGAGGAUAGUACUAAAUUGCGUGAAGUAUCUGGCUCUACAGCGGUAACAGGAAUUUUUGCUGGUGUUACCGAGCCAAUUUUAUAUGGUCUAAUCAUGCAAUCCAAACGCUUAAUGAUUAUCACGGCAAUUGCUGGCGGAAUUGGUGGUGCUGUGAGUGGAUUAUGUCAUGUCAUGAUGACAUCCUCUGGAAUAUCUUUAAUAUUAGGUAUCAUUUUGACUUACUUCUGGGGCUUUAAGAAAGAUGAGGUAAAUUCAGCUAAAGUAGCCGCAGAUUUAAUGCAAGCUGCCACUAAGGACCAAAAAGCUAAA